Messenger RNA from Exaiptasia diaphana, 1140 nucleotides. RefSeq names its product probable palmitoyltransferase ZDHHC4. The record is from RefSeq and is a predicted model, not a curated record. The transcript is spliced from 3 exons. Bases 134 to 661 code for a protein of 175 amino acids. NCBI's taxonomy places the organism in Eukaryota, Metazoa, Cnidaria, Anthozoa, Actiniaria, Aiptasiidae.
AUUGCCUUAACACAGGAAACCCGCACUUGAAGAAUUUUGAAAUUUUUCGUUCCCAGGGCUACUCUGCUCGUUAAUGCGAAAUUUUCAAAAUGGCAGACAAAAGAAGUAUUGAACAAGUAUUGAAUAGUUGAAGAUGGUGGAUUUUCUGCCCCUCGCAAUUGGCUAUACUGUGAUCUUUAUAUUAAUUAGCUAUGUGGUUCUUGUUGGGGGGAGCUCAUUCCACGAAGGAGGGAUUAUUUCUUGGUUUAGACGCGUUUUAAUCAAGAUAAACGAUGUUUUUAUAUCAGUUUGUGAGAGAAUUCUCCCCAGGCUACUACUCAGGACCAUUGAUGCUGUUAUUAACUAUAUUUUCUUCACAAGGAAUCGAUGCAUGCUGAUUUUGUAUGUUUUCCUCAUUGUGGCUGGCAGUGCAGUGUACACUUUAAGAGUUUCGUCCUUCUUUGGAAACACCAAUAUAUUCUUCCUGAGCACCUAUGUUUUGAUUUCUUUUGAUGUGGUCUUAUUUACUAUAUGUAAUAGAAAAGACCCUGGGGUGAUUACGUCUGUCAAUGUUGGUAACUACUUAGAGAGAUAUGAGUAUGAUGGUGUGUAUUACAUACAGUCUUCAUGCAGGACUUGUGGAACUCAAAAACCUGCCAGGUCAAAACAUUGCUGUAGGUAGUCGUGAAUGUUUAUUCUAAUUGCCCUCAUUACUAUAAUAUGCCAUUAACUCCAUUAACUAUAUACCACUAUCUACAUAUCUAUAUACAUACAACUAUCUUGAAAUCUGUUGUUUUCAGUAUCAAUUCAGUAAGAAACUACGGGAUGCACAGGGGACAAUUGAACAAGAAAUUUGUAGACUGAAGAUCUUUAAAGAUGCUAUGUAUUGUUUAAAAAAUGAGCAGUAGUGYUCACAGCUUCAAACACUAAUUGGAAACUCAAACUUGUUAGGAUUCUUGGAGAAAUGCUUGUUAAAAUAAGUUUUAAGAUAAAUAGGGUGGACUACGGUGGUCCAGAGGUGCAAUACAAAAACAAAUACAUAAACUACAAUAUAAAAUAGAAAAUUACAGAACAAACUACUGUAUUUCCAUGAUGUAAUUUUCACUACAAUAUUGUUUCGUAUGGUCCAGAGGACCACACUCAUCAGGUGAAACCAAUUAC